GGCUCACACCAGCGUUCGGCUCAGGUCUCAGCGGUCACAAGUACCGUGGCAUCCCCUCCCGCAGUACACCGCUGCCGCCACUACACACGUGGGCAGCCCGCUCUCUCGAGAUGUCGUUCCCCACCCUGCUUUCGUGCGCGGGCAGCCAGGCGCGCCACGCGAGCUCCCCGGACGCGAAGGGCGCCGCCGGCGCGGAGGAGAGCCUCCGGACCUCCGACGGGGAGGCGCCGCUGCUGAUCCACUUCGACGUGAACAAGACGAUCCUGCAGACCGACAGCAUCCAGCUGAAGGACGCCGAGGACGGCGUCCGCGAGGGCAUCGCCGAGCUCUUCUGGGGCAGCGUCAGGACGGACGGCGACAAGGCGAUGUGGGAGUGGACGCGCAGCAAGCCUUCCUGCCUUCCUCCGACGGACGACAUCCGUACGGCCGGUGAUUCCCUGGUGAACUACGCGCAGUUCUGCAAGUCCACCAUAAAGGAUAAGGCGGCCAGGAAGGAGGCGGUGAAGACCUUCAGCCUCGUCGACGCAAUCGCCAAGCAGGAGAUGAACAAGCAGCUGCAGCUCGCCAUGAAGAAGAUGCAGCUGCCCCCUGAGUUCCGCGGGUCCCCACAAGUGGAGGCCGCUGGGGUCAAGGGCAUGACGUACAACGCGUUCCCCUCCUUGUUCCACCUCGUCGCCAACCUCCAAAGGUCGCGGCGCAGCUUCGCCAUCCUCUUCCGAUCUUUCGGCGUGGACCACGAGAAGGUGCAGGCCGAGUGGAACGCUUUCUGCGAGCUGCGGCAUCCGAUCUUCUCCAGGCUCAUCGAGGACUGCUCUCUCCAGGCCUCUUGCGUCGCGGAAAGACCGCGGCGGACGUUUUGUUCGCGGUCUGGGUGUCUGGAGGAGGAGGAGGAGAAGGACAGAUGA
Prorocentrum cordatum is the source of this 905-nucleotide messenger RNA. The record is from the annotation of a GenBank genome assembly. Lineage: Eukaryota; Dinophyceae; Prorocentrales; Prorocentraceae.